Molecule: messenger RNA, 660 nt
Organism: Spirometra erinaceieuropaei
Lineage: Eukaryota; Metazoa; Platyhelminthes; Cestoda; Diphyllobothriidea; Diphyllobothriidae
Source: the annotation of a GenBank genome assembly
AUGAAUUCCGACAUUGCUCACUGGACCAAACAGUGUCUUGCAUGCCAGAAGAACAAGGUGCAUCGACACACCUUCUCCCCGCCAAGUACCUUUGCAGUCUCGGACGUUCGAUUUAAUCACGUUCACUUGGAUUUUAUCGGACCGUUACCCCCUUCAGGCGGGUACACACAUAUCCUGAUGGCAGUUGACCGUUUAACACGAUGGCCGAUUGCCGUUACUAUCUCGGAUACCUUGGCAGAAAAUAUCGCCAUGGUUUUUCUGACCCACUGGAUCUCAACUUUUGGUGUUCCAGCCACGCUUACCACUGACCACGGAAGUCAAUUCCAAUCUAGCCUUUUCCGUGAGUUCACUAGACUGCUCGGGUAUGCGCACAUCACAACCACGGCAUACCAUCCUGCCUCCAACGGCCUCGCUGAGCGUCUACACCGCCAAAUCAAGUCUGCACUGAUGUCCCAAACAGAGUCAGCUACUUGGAGUGUCAAUCUGCCUCUUGUGCUUUUGGGCAUCCGGUCUUCUGUCAAGGAGGACAUCCAAUGCACUGCCGCCGAACUUGUGUACGGUACACCCCUCUGUCUGCCCGGCGAAUUCGUGCAGCCUUCCACGACAAACACUAACAUCCCGAGCAUCUUCGUGCAGCAAUUGAAACAACGCAUGGCUUAA